Molecule: messenger RNA, 840 nt
Organism: Batrachochytrium dendrobatidis JAM81
Lineage: Eukaryota; Fungi; Chytridiomycota; Chytridiomycetes; Rhizophydiales
Product: mRNA splicing protein PRP18
Exons: 2
Coding region: 1-840 (279 amino acids)
Biological process (GO): generation of catalytic spliceosome for second transesterification step; RNA splicing
Cellular component (GO): U4/U6 x U5 tri-snRNP complex; U5 snRNP; U2-type post-spliceosomal complex
Source: RefSeq, a predicted model, not a curated record
AUGACCAAAGCUGCACAGGAUACAAAGGAUGAUAAUGAUAAUGAACAAUUGAUUAAUCUUGAUGAAGAUGAAAUCAUUCGACGUCUGCGUGCUCGAGACCAACCUAUUCGACUUUUUGGUGAAUCCAAUCAGCAACGACUUGGUCGACUUCGUAAAGUCGAAUCUACUGAAGAAUGUACAAAUGGUCAACGUAACGACUUUAAAGAUCUAUUACAAGCUGCUGAUAAAGGUCUUGCUGAAACAUUAUUACGUGGUAAAGGCAACCAAGAAGCUGAUGCUCAGUUUGAAAAGAAAAAGGCUAAAAACCCAUUCAAGGAUAUCGAUACUUCCAUCAUCUCGCUUGAACUACUUCAGGCUGAUCGUGAUACCACCUGUAAUCUAAUCGCUGUCUACAUUAAGCGACUGCUGCUUGAAUGGGCUAAAGAACUACAAUCUCGUCCUGAUGAGCAACGUCGCACUACUCAAGGAAAAUUACAGGCUGCAACCAUGGCUCAGGCUGGCGAAUACCUUAAACCCUUCUUUCGUGGACUCAAGAAGCGUGAUCUGGCUGAAGAUAUUCUGGCUCGUGUUACAGAGAUUUGCUACUACACUCAGCAGCGCGAGUAUCAGCAAGCCAACGAUGCUUAUCUUCGUUUGUCUAUCGGAAAUGCUCCAUGGCCAAUCGGUGUCACAAUGGUUGGCAUCCAUGAACGUAGUGGUCGUGAAAAGAUUUUCUCUUCUCAGAUUGCACACGCUCUUAAUGAUGAAACUCAACGAAAAUGGAUUCAAAGCAUUAAGCGCUUGAUGACAUUUGCUCAAACGAAAUGGCCUCCUGAAGAUCUUUCUAAACUUGUUGGCUGA